AUGACCAGCCAAUCCUUCCCGCCGAAUUUCUAUCUUCAGCCCGUCCCAGUCGAUGAUGUGUACGAAUAUGAUGCGCUCAGCGCCUUCGAACCGGCACCUGCCACUCUCCAGCGUGCGCAUACCUUCGCGAACAUGUCCGAGUUUGGUUUCACCUCCUUAGAGUUCUUCAAUGGCCAGGAUCCCUUGACUCCGGCGAGUUGGGCUGGUGAAGAGAAGGGCAACUUUGAUGACGGCCUGUCCACCUAUUCAGAAGCCCCCUCGAGUUAUUUCUCUUUUGAUCUCUCAGAACGGCCGAACCUUGACUCCAUGGUUUCGUCUAGCCGGACGACGCCUCCUAUCCUGCCACAGCAAUCCUCUCCACCAGAGGCGGCCUCGGAGGUCGAUUCGCUCAUGAAGGCGAUACUGCCCGCCCCAACGCUUCCUCAACCUCAGCAUCAACUUCAACCCAGCGACUCCAGUGGGAAACCCAAGAGGCACCUUUGCCCUCAUCCCGAUUGCGGAAAGUUCUUUUCUCAACAAACCCAUUUGAAGAUCCAUCUCCGUUCCCAUACCGGGGAAAAGCCCUACACGUGUUCUGUCCCGACAUGUCGGCAAUCCUUCUCUCAAUUGGGCAACCUGCGGACUCACGAACGACGGCAUAUUGGUCAACGACCCAAUCGCAAGAGAUCUUCGUCUGAUCCUGGGGCCCGGGGCCGGAAGUAUGAAUGCAUCUUGGACGGUUGCCGGGGUGUUGAAGAGGGCCAUGCCGGCAAGGUCUUUACACAAUUGGGAAACCUCAAAGCACACAUGAACAAGUUUCAUAAAGAAACAUUGGCGAGACUCUCCCAACAAUUCGCUCAAAAUGAAGUGGACGAGGAGGAAGCGGAGUUGAGGAGGUAUUUCCAAGACCUCUAUAAGCACAGCAACAAGGGAAUCAAGGGACGGGGGAAAGGUCGCAAGGUCGAGGUUAUCGUUCAUCCCGACCAGCCCUGA
Molecule: messenger RNA, 972 nt
Organism: Capronia epimyces CBS 606.96
Lineage: Eukaryota; Fungi; Ascomycota; Eurotiomycetes; Chaetothyriales; Herpotrichiellaceae
Product: krueppel-like factor 1/2/4
Exons: 1
Coding region: 1-972 (323 amino acids)
Biological process (GO): regulation of transcription by RNA polymerase II
Cellular component (GO): transcription regulator complex; PcG protein complex
Molecular function (GO): DNA-binding transcription factor activity, RNA polymerase II-specific; RNA polymerase II cis-regulatory region sequence-specific DNA binding
Source: RefSeq, a predicted model, not a curated record